This is a messenger RNA of Talaromyces atroroseus, 513 nucleotides long. RefSeq lists its product as hypothetical. Lineage: Eukaryota; Fungi; Ascomycota; Eurotiomycetes; Eurotiales; Trichocomaceae. Bases 1 to 513 code for a protein of 170 amino acids. The transcript has 2 exons. The record is from RefSeq and is a predicted model, not a curated record.
AUGUCCUUGUGGCAGACUAUGGGCCAGUUGUGCCCUCCAACCCCAAUAUUCAAUGAAAAGAACUGUCCGGACCAAACCGGAAAGGGCGGAUAUUCCGGAGUCGGCCUUGAGUUGGUCAAGAUUCUGUAUCAAAAGAACGCGACUAUCUACGUCGCUGGCCGGUCCGAGUCUAAGGCAAAAGCGGCAAUUGAUGACAUUUUAUCACGAUUUCAAACAUUAACUGGAAAACCGAUCUUCCUCUUCGUCGACCUCAACGACUUGACAACAGUAAAGCCCGCUGUGGAAGAAUUCCUCAGUUCUGAAAACAGAUUAGACGUGCUCUGGAACAAUGCCGGCGUCAUGUUCCAGCCAGUCGGGUCAACCACCAUGCAGGGGUUUGAAAUGCAGCUCGGAUCCAACACAGUAGCACCAAUUUUACUCACCAAGCUUUUGCAUCCAGUUCUCGAUCGAACGGCUGCUUCGGCGCCUCCUGAUUUGGUUCGAGUGUGCUGGGAUCACUCUAUGCGGAACUGA